CAUAGUGGAUUCGUAUGGAUUGAACUACACGAUACUAAUCGUACAGGCCGCCAUUUACUAACUUAUUAAUAGUUUUCUGUUGAUUAACAAUAGGGUGUGGUUAGUAAAACAUGUUAAAAGUGAUUUUUAUUUUUUAUAUAAUUACUUUAUUUGUGAUUCUGCAAGUGAAUAACGUUGCAACAAUCAAAUGCGAUGGCGAAUCUUCCUCCAUAGAGGGAAAACUUCUUAAAAAGCUAUUAUGCUUCGAUUAUGACAAAACACAACGUCCCGUUAAAAAUCAUCUAACUGCAGUGAACGUCAGCAUGUCCACGUAUUUGAAAGAGUACUACGUGGUUGAAAGCGACCCGUCCCUGAUUUUGUCCGUUUGGAUGACGCUCAGUUGGAAGGACGAGUUUCUCACCUGGAAUAGGGCGGACUAUGGUAUGGAGAUGGUAAACAUCGACUCUAGUGAAUUAUGGCGACCAACUAUUGAGACAUCAAGAAACAAAAAAGCUGGCGCCCUGGAUAAAUCCUGUAGGGAUCAUAAAUGCGAAGUGAAACAUAAUGGCGACGUUUCAUGCGUUUCUCCAUGUACCUAUGAGGCUCACUGUUCCAAUACGAAUGUGGACUGGCCGUUCGAUGUGAUGGAGUGUUCGAUGUAUUUCAGUAGCUGGCUGGAAUUUACGACACAGCUAAACAUCACUGCGGAAUCAAACGUAUCGAGAGAAUUUCUUAAAGAAGAUAAACACUGGAAGUUAUUGUCCACCGAAAUAGUUUCACACAUUUUUCAAUAUGAUGAAAGCUUUCCACUUAUUGAUUUCAUAAUUACUUUGGAAAGACAUGUGGGGUCUUAUACUGCCAUCAUAACACCUGGGUUCAUGGUGGUGGCAGUUAGUUUGGUCGUGCUUUGGAUUGACAGUGCCAGCUCUGACAGACUGCACAUUCUUUCCGCAACGUGUUUGGGACACUUUAUCUACCUGGAGUACAUAUACUGGCAUAUGACGUACAACACCAAAGAUGUGCCGAAAAUACUGCUUUUCUUCCGCGAUUCACUACUGAUCAACGUUGUGAUGUUAAUUUUCACCAUCGUUUUGAGGCAUACCGCACCCAUGAAGAAGAACAGCUCGGAACGAUUGAUAGAUCGGUUAGCACUCAGGACCGUUUCCACUAGUUGGGGACGCAUGUUGUUUCAAGCUGAACCUAUAACAGACCUAAAGGGAACACAACCAUUAGGAGAAAAUCAAACGGAACGGGAAAAUAAUCGGCACGCGGAAAACGGUACAAAUGGUGAUACAGUCAACCUGGUUGUUGAUGGAUACGAAGGUAAUCAUGCAUCAAACACUGCAGCACCAUUGAGCACUAAGCAACACCGAGCUGAUUUGGGGAUCAUUUUCAUUGACCGCAUAGUGUUAUAUUGCUGCAUGAUUUGUUAUAUGUUUAUGAUAUUUAAUUUGAUACCGAAAAAAAUGUUGUAGCUAAUGGGUGGAACAUGUUUAUAAAUGUUGAAAUAAUUAGCUUCA
This is a messenger RNA of Anopheles funestus (African malaria mosquito), 1499 nucleotides long. Its product is annotated as neuronal acetylcholine receptor subunit beta-3-like. The record is from RefSeq and is a predicted model, not a curated record. The transcript is spliced from 6 exons. Bases 111 to 1454 code for a protein of 447 amino acids. Gene Ontology annotation, cellular component: synapse; membrane; neuron projection. Gene Ontology annotation, molecular function: neurotransmitter receptor activity; extracellular ligand-gated monoatomic ion channel activity; transmembrane signaling receptor activity. Lineage: Eukaryota; Metazoa; Arthropoda; Insecta; Diptera; Culicidae. Gene Ontology annotation, biological process: regulation of membrane potential; nervous system process; signal transduction.